This is a messenger RNA of Brassica oleracea var. oleracea, 1052 nucleotides long. Its product is annotated as partner of Y14 and mago. Gene Ontology annotation, molecular function: RNA binding. Gene Ontology annotation, cellular component: exon-exon junction complex; cytoplasm. The record is from RefSeq and is a predicted model, not a curated record. Lineage: Eukaryota; Viridiplantae; Streptophyta; Magnoliopsida; Brassicales; Brassicaceae. The coding region runs from base 233 to 910 and encodes 225 amino acids. The transcript is spliced from 5 exons. Gene Ontology annotation, biological process: exon-exon junction complex disassembly.
AACCAGACAAUGAUGUCAUCAACAAACUAAACUAAACUCAAACCCUUUGGUCGGUCCAAAGACUAAUAAACCUGUCGUAAUUUUUUUUUUCUUUUUCUAAUAACCGCUUGCUUUUAACCGGGUUUGGGCUCUCCGGCGACGGCGAAAACCUGCAUCUCAUUAGAAACCGGAGAACUUGAUAGCUGAGAGAGACAAGAAGUAACGAGGGUGAUUGAAGAUCUGAAGGAGUCAGAUGGGAAGCAGCAACAAAAGCGGAGAACAAAAAAAGCAAAUGGCUGAACUGAGCAAAAACCUUAAAGAAGGUGAGAGGAUUGUGGAACCUUCACGAAGACCUGAUGGUACUCUCCGCAAACCCAUCCGGAUUCGUGCCGGAUAUGUUCCACAAGAUGAAGUUGUUAUUUAUCAGUCUAAAGGUUCUUUGAUGAAGAAGGAGCUGGCCUCACAAGGACCUCCAGGUUAUGAACCGGAUCCAACUCCUAAACCAAAGACCAAAGCUGCUAAGAAGAACGAACGUAAGAAAGAGAAGAGAUUACAGGCUGCUUUGCAAAAAGGUACCAGCUCUGAGGAUGGAUCAGCUAGUAGUAAUGUAGACAAAGAAGAAGCUGUUCCUGUUGUGACUCCAAGCAAUGGUUCCCAAUCUGUUAAUGUAUUGGUUUCUGGUCUGAAUGCUUUAGACGUUUCUUCAAAUAAGGAUGUAGCGUCUUCAGACCUGGGAGAAGCACCCAAUCCAGGAACUACAAGAGAAGAGACUGAGAAAAGAAUACGUGCACUUAAGAAGAAAAUCCGACUCACAGAAGCUCAGCAGCAGAAGACUGCCCCCAAAGACCUAAAGCCGGAGCAAUUGGAGAAAUUCUCUAAGUUGGAGGAAUGGAGGCUAGAACUCAAGGCUUUGGAGGAUAAGGAGGCUUAGCUUUCUGCAUCGUCGACAUGAAUUGUCUAGCUUUCAGACAGGUUGUAGCUUUUCUCAUGAAUGAACAGAAGGGUGUUCUUAGUGGAGCUUUUAUCAGAAAUCGGGUUAAACCAACUUGGCGCAUUGCCUAAAUUCUGAAAAU